Messenger RNA from Rhizoctonia solani, 2007 nucleotides. RefSeq names its product phenylalanyl-tRNA synthetase beta chain. The transcript is spliced from 14 exons. Gene Ontology annotation, biological process: phenylalanyl-tRNA aminoacylation. NCBI's taxonomy places the organism in Eukaryota, Fungi, Basidiomycota, Agaricomycetes, Cantharellales, Ceratobasidiaceae. Gene Ontology annotation, cellular component: phenylalanine-tRNA ligase complex. The record is from RefSeq and is a predicted model, not a curated record. Gene Ontology annotation, molecular function: RNA binding; phenylalanine-tRNA ligase activity. The coding region runs from base 1 to 2007 and encodes 668 amino acids.
AUGCAGAUUUACUCCGAGUCACCUGCACCAUACAAGGCCGAUCUGUACGAGCGACUCGGGAGGGUCUAUACGACCGCCGAGUUUGACGAACUGUGUUUCGAUUUUGGUAUCGAGCUCGAUGAGAUAGGCAAUCAAGCGUGGUCUGCCCGCCGAGCGUCCCAACUUAAAAUAGAGAUUCCGGCCAACAGGUAUCGCCCGCGCCUGCGCAUCUUCCUUGGAAAAGAAAAGGCUCCCGAAUAUAAACUCGUCUCCCCAAAGGGAGGUAUAGACGACUACCUACAGUUACUAUCAAACCCGAGGUACGGCCUCACCGCCCAAAUUCGACCCUACUUUGCCGGCGCCAUCUUGCGCAACGUCAAGUUCACACCGCGCUCGUAUGCGUCCUUUAUCGACUUGCAGGACAAACUUCACCAGAAUAUCGCCCGGAAACGCCAGUUGGUUGCGAUCGGAACGCACGAUUUGGAUACGCUCAAGCCUCCGUUCACGUAUGAGGCUCUUCCUCCGGACCAGAUCAAGUUCAUUGCACUCGGGAAGGCCCAAGAAACGCGCGCUGACGAGUUGGUUGAAAUCUAUCGCGGCGAGAAACAUCUCUCUCGAUACCUGCACAUUAUCGAAAACUCUCCGGUUUAUCCGAUUAUCUACGACUCGAACCGAACAGUUUUGUCCAUGCCGCCCAUCAUCAACUCGGAGCACUCGAAAAUUACGCUCAACACCCGGAACGUAUUUAUUGACUUGACCGCGACUGACGAGACCAAGCUUGCCAUCGUGACCAACGAGAUGGUAGCAAUGUUCAGCGAGUACUGCGAGGAGCCAUUCACCGUCGAGCCGGUGCGUCUCAUCCUCCCCGACGGAUCGACCAAAAUUACACCAGACCUAUCUCUCCGUCCGAUGAGCACAACAGCAGCAUACAUCAACUCCUUCACGGGACUCACCCUCACACCACAAGAGCUCGCGCCCAUGCUCCAACGAAUGGGCCUCCAGGCAACAGCGACCAACGAACCCGAUGCGGACUUGACGCUCUUGAUCCCUCCUACCCGCCCGACAUCCUCCACCCCAGCGUUCCCGGCCGUGAAUACUGUGGCACAACCGCUCGAAGAGAGAAUGUGCCAUGUGCGGUGGAUCGAGGUCUUGCCGCUCAUCCUUUGCUCGCACGACGAAAACUUUGCGUGGUUGAAUCGAACGGAUGACGGAAAGGUGGCUGUUAAACUUGCGAACCCCAAAACGCUCGAGUACCAAGUUGUUAGAACAAGUCUUUUGCCAGGGCUACUCAAGACCAUCCGAGAAAAUCGCGCGCACCCUCUCCCUAUCCAAGUAUUCGAGACUUCGGAUAUCGCGCUCAAAGACGAUACGCACCAGCGCCGCGCACGCAACGUUCGUCGUGCUGGGGCCGUGUGGUGCAACAAGUCGGCCGGGUUCGAGGUCGUACACGGUCUGCUCGGGCGAAUCAUGAGCGUUCUCGAGGUUCCGCGACUGGAACUCGUGACGGAAAGCGUGUACAGGCUGGAAAGGGCGUCGAGGGCGAGGGAUGGUGGAUCGAGGGAUACGACGCCAGGAGAAAAAAUGCUCGCAGAUCCUACCUACUUCCCUGGACGGGCCGCCAAGAUUUUCUACCGCCCACGAAAGGGAACAGAAACCAAGGAGCCCACACCCUUGCUCGAGGAUUCGACAGUGAUCGAUACCGCCUCAUCCAAAACGGCCGAAUCUGCGCCUCUCACCGCCACUCCCGCCGCGACCACCGCAACCUCGAAAGCAAGCGAACUCCUCUCCAACAUCAAGUCCACCAUUUCUUCCGUCAUCGCGUCCCCGCUCGAACCAGUCAAGACGGGCCUCAAGGAAGGAUCCGCAGAAAGCACGCACCCGCCCCGUGCGGACGGAGUCAUCGAGAUUGGAAGUUUGGGCAUCUUGCAUCCGAGUGUGUUGGAAAAGUUUGAGAUUCCGUAUCCGUGCUCGGCUCUGGAGUUUGAUUUGGCGCCGUUUGUCAAGGAGGAGCGGCCGGUUUGGGAGUGA